AUGGAGCAUUAUGAAAGACAUUGUCUACCUCCAAAGAGGCAUUUGAAUUGCCUCAUUCCUCCUCCCACUGGUUACAAGUUCAAGAAACCGGUUCUUUUAGUCGGUCCAGUAGUCCCGGAGCCUCCAACAGAUCACCUGGAGGAAAAAUGGGCUAAAUGGUUAGACAAAUUUGAAGCUAACUCUGUCAUUUACUGUUCUUUUGGGAGUGAAACAUUCUUAACUGAUGAUCAAAUUAAUGAGCUAGCUUUAGGGCUAGAACUCACAGGUCUUCCAUUUUUUAUGGUCUUAAAUUUUCCUGCAAAUGUUGAUGUCUCAGCUGUGCUAAAGAGGACACUUCCUCGAGGUUUCUUGGAAAGAGUGGAAGGUAAAGGAAUAAUUCACACUGGGUGGGUCCAGCAGCAGCAGAUUUUGGCACACAAAAGUGUGGGUUAUUAUUUAUGUCAUGCAGGAUUCAGCUCAGUGAUUGAGGCUAUCGUGAAUGACUGCCAACUAGUUAUGUUGCCCCAAAAGGGCGACCAAUCCCUGAAUUCUAAGCUAGUACAUGGAGACCUUAAGGCUGGAGUGGAGGUCAAUAGAAGCGAUGAAGAUGGGUUCUUUGGAAGAGAGGAUAUUAAGAGUGCUGUUGAAACACUAGUUGAUAAAGAACCGGGAAAGUCCAUAAGAGCUAAUCAGAAAAAAUGGAAGGAGUUUCUGCUUAAUAAAGAUAUUCAAAACAAUUUUAUUAAGACUUUGGUCGAGGAAAUGGAAGCAAUUGCUGGAAUAUCGAGCAUUUAG
Molecule: messenger RNA, 774 nt
Organism: Fraxinus pennsylvanica
Lineage: Eukaryota; Viridiplantae; Streptophyta; Magnoliopsida; Lamiales; Oleaceae
Source: the annotation of a GenBank genome assembly